This is a messenger RNA of Soboliphyme baturini, 357 nucleotides long. Lineage: Eukaryota; Metazoa; Nematoda; Enoplea; Dioctophymatida; Soboliphymatidae. The record is from the annotation of a GenBank genome assembly.
AUGCCUGCAUUCAUUUGCCUGUUCAGAAGUUCACUGGUAAGGUUGGGCAGCAACUUUGGUCGCCGUCUGCUGGCUACUGAAUCUGCAGCCGAAAAGAUAUCUUUGACCUUUGCUUCGCCGAGCCAGGUGUUUUAUUCGAAUGUGCAGGUGCUUCAGGUAACGGCUCCAACAAUUGACGGCGAGGUUGGCGUCUAUCCGACUCAUGUCCCUUUGGUUGGAGUAUUACGGCCAGGUAUUGUAAGCGUUCAGGAAGAUGCCAGUACGGCUAAAAGACUAUUCGGUAGACCUGGGAACAGGAAGCGCAACGUAUUUCUGACCCGUACUCUUUGCGGCUGCAAUUUGAUUCAGCCAAUUUGA